Amborella trichopoda is the source of this 2011-nucleotide messenger RNA. Its product is annotated as long chain base biosynthesis protein 2a. Gene Ontology annotation, molecular function: pyridoxal phosphate binding; serine C-palmitoyltransferase activity. Gene Ontology annotation, cellular component: serine palmitoyltransferase complex. Gene Ontology annotation, biological process: ceramide biosynthetic process; sphingosine biosynthetic process. Lineage: Eukaryota; Viridiplantae; Streptophyta; Magnoliopsida; Amborellales; Amborellaceae. The record is from RefSeq and is a predicted model, not a curated record.
UCCGCCGGAGCGUGAUAUCAUUUGACACGCCUUCUAUGAACCUUUCCGAAUGGCAAAACGAUAUCCAGUCUCAUUGCUGUCGUUACAGCUUUGGGAUCCCUCUUUCUUCAUUCAGGCGGCUUGAAACCCUAGAAUUUCUGUAUUCAUUACGAUUUGAAAUUUUGUAUAGAUCAAUAUGAUUACGAUUCCUUAUGUAACAGCGUUAACAACUCUGUUUAGCUAUGGUUUGCUCUUUGUAUUUGGCCAGUUUAGAGACCUGUUCAGGAAACUAUGGAGACGGAUCUCGUCCAAGAAAGAGUUGUAUGCACCUAUUGUCCUAGAGAAUGAGGAUUUCUACACGCGCCGGCUUUAUCUUCGCAUUCAGGACUGUUUUGGACGCCCAAUCUCAAGUGCACCUGAUUCUUGGUUUGAUUUGGUUGAGCGUUACUCAACAGACUGUAACAAAACGCUAAUACGGACUUCAAAAACAAGAAGAUGCCUUAACUUGGGUUCCUACAAUUAUCUUGGAUUUGCAUCCUCAGAUGAGUACUGCACACCACGUGCAAUUGAGUCAUUGAAGAGAUAUUCACCUAGCACUUGCAGUAACCGUGUUGAUGCCGGCACAACCAAUUUGCACACAGAAGUUGAGGAAUUAGUUGCUAGUUUUGUUGGGAAGCCCUCAGCUGUGGUCUUUGGCAUGGGCUAUGCGACGAACUCAGCCAUUAUUCCUGUCCUUAUUGGAAAGGGGGGAUUGAUAAUUAGUGACUCAUUGAACCAUAGUUCUAUUGUUAAUGGUGCUCGUGGAUCAGGUGCUACAAUUAGGGUUUUCCGACACAAUACACCAUUGCACUUGGAGGAAGUUCUAAGAGAAGCAAUAGCCGAAGGGCUUCCAAGAACUCAUCGACCAUGGAAAAAGAUAAUUGUGAUUGUAGAAGGAAUCUAUAGCAUGGAGGGGGAACUCUGCCAACUUCCAGAGAUAGUAGCAGUCUGUAAGAAAUAUAAGGCCUACAUAUAUCUAGAUGAGGCUCACAGCAUUGGAGCAGUUGGUAAGUCAGGAAGAGGGGUUUGUGAGCUCCUUGGGGUGGAUCCUGCUGAUAUUGACGUCAUGAUGGGAACUUUCACCAAGUCUUUUGGAUCAUGUGGGGGAUACAUUGCUGGAUCCAAGGAACUCAUUCAAUAUUUGAAGUAUACGUGUCCAGCACAUCUAUAUGCAACAUCCAUGUCGCCACCUGCUGUACAACAAGUUAUUUCUGCCAUUAAAGUCAUUCUAGGAGAGGAUGGUUCUAAUAGAGGGGCUCAGAAGCUUGUGCGAGUACGUGAGAACAGCAAUUUUUUCAGAUCGGAACUAAAGAAGAUGGGAUUUGAGGUUUUGGGUGAUAAUGACUCUCCAGUAAUGCCAAUAAUGCUUUAUAAUCCGGCAAAAAUUCCAGCCUUCUCUAGGGGGUGUCUUGAGGAGGAUGUUGCGGUUGUGACAGUUGCAUUCCCUGCAACGCCAUUGCUUCUGGCGAGGGCUCGUAUCUGCAUAUCUGCCUCCCACACAAGGGAAGACCUGAUUAGAGGACUGGAGGUCAUAAGCCAAAUCGGUGACCUAAUUGGCAUAAAGUAUCUACCAAUGGAGCCCGAGAAACAACAUUUAGAGGAUAGAGAGAAGCUGGAGUGAGAAUCAUUCUGGUGAGAUUGUAGAUCGAGAAUGAAAAUAGUCAUAGUUGAUCCAAAGGCAGAGAAAUUACCCUAUUUUAUAGUGAGGUUUGUUCAUCGAUCAUAUGGAGCUCUACUAAUGCUUUAUGUGAUGCCAAUGCUGAUCUUUGGGAUCGGUUGAUGUAACCUUCCAAUCUGUUUGCUUUUUUGGGUUUCUUUUUUGAAUUUAUUCUUUGUUGUUCUCCUGCUUGUCUGGUUUAUGUUAUUAACAGAUCAUCAUCAGAGCUUUUUCCCAACUAUUCGGGGUCGGCUAUGUUUUUAACAGAUUUGUACAUAAAAAUAAAAUGCAUUUAUAAAAUUUAGAAUAUGAGUACCCUGUGUGAGCAGGAAUGCA